AUGACUGAACAAUACGCCGCUGGAAUCCCCUUGCGCGUCACCGAGUAUGCGAACAGCGUGAAGAAGAAAUUCGAGGAAAACGCCAAUCAAUCGCAUAUCCACCCGCGGGCGGGAUCAGGUGCAGACCUUCCGGUGUUGCCUCCUGGGAUCACUCGGGAGGACUUCAACGCCGCUAUCGACGACCUGAAGCCCCUCGUCGACGGGUUCGUGGAGUUGGUCGACGGCGACCUCGACGACGGGUGGUAUUUACACCGGCCACUGACACAUGACGUGUAUGCGCUCGACCAGGAAAGUUACUUCGUCAACAGUGCCGUUUGUUCACCGGGCAGUGUCGGGCAGGUUCAAGAUGUCGUUCGUUGGGCCAAUAAAUGGCUGAUCCCUAUUUAUGCUGUCUCGAUGGGAAGGAAUUUCGGCUAUGGGGGUGCCGCUGCUCGCGUUCAAGGCUCUGUAGUGCUCGAUAUGGGACGGAGGAUGAACAAGGUUCUAGAGUUGAACGAACAGAGUGCCUUCUGUCUCCUCGAACCAGGUGUCUCGUACUACAUGCUCUUUGAUGCGAUCAAAGAGUCGGGGAAGAAGCUCUGGGUCGACGUCCCUGAUCUCGGCGGCGGGAGUAUAAUGGGGAAUGCCUUGGAUCGCGGCGUAGGGUACACACCGUACGGAGAUCACUUCGGCAUGCAUUGCGGUAUGGAGAUCGUGCUACCGAACGGCGACGUUGUGAGGACCGGGAUGGGAGCUCUUCCUGAUUCUGAAAACACCUCGCACGGAAGCGCGAAUACAUGGCAACUGUUUCCAUACGGCUUCGGUCCUUAUCAUGACGGCAUCUUCACUCAAUCGAAUUACGGGAUUGUGACGAAGAUGGGCUCCAUGUUUUCCGUGCGAAAAGUCUGGCUCAUGCCCGACCCAGGCGGCCACCAAACUUUCCAAAUCACCUUCCCGCGCGAAGAAGAUCUGCACGACAUCGUCGAGGAGCUCCGGCCGCUGAAAAUCCGGGGCAUCAUCUCCAACGUCCCGCACCUCCGGCACAUCAUGCAAGAAGCGAGCGUGUACGGCGACAAGGCCUCCUUCUGGCCACACCCUGGGCCGAUCCCGCACUCCAAGAUCGACGAGGUGGUAGCGCCGAAGCUCUGGAUGGGUAACUUCCGUUGGAUCCUGUAUCUGUGCGUGUACGGGCCGGACGUGGUACGCAACGCCAACAUCCAGGUGAUCCGCGAGGCGUUCGGGCGGAUCCCCGGCUCCAAGGUCAUGUUCCCGGAGGAGACGCCGGAGCAUUCCUACUUACGGAGCAGGGUCAAGAUCUACAGCGGCACACCAGACCUGCGCGAGCUCGACUGGGUCAUGUGGCUGCCGAACGGGUCGCACACGGCGUUCAGUCCCAUCAGCCCGCUGACGGGCGCGGAUGCCGUCAAGCAGUAUAAUCUCACCAAACGGCUUCAUGAGAAAUGGGGGUUCGACUACUUCCCCACGUUUUGCCCCGGUGGGAGGGAGAUGCAUCAUAUCGUGAUGAUUAUCUAUGAUCGGAUGGAUCCGGAUUCUAGACGGCGCGCGAGAGCGUUGAUGGAGGAAUUGGUGGAGGAAGGCGCGAAGUUUGGCAUGGGUGAGUACAGGACGCAUCUGGCGCUGCAGGAUAAGGUCAUGGGCACGUAUUCGUGGAACAGCUCGGCGCUGCUGAGGCUGAAUAACACUAUUAAGGAUGCGCUGGAUCCAAAUGGCGUCUAUGCGCCCGGCAAGUCUGGGAUUUGGGGCCAGAGGUGGUCGAAUGAAGGGCUUUUACCUAGGAGAAUAUAA
Molecule: messenger RNA, 1785 nt
Organism: Exophiala aquamarina CBS 119918
Lineage: Eukaryota; Fungi; Ascomycota; Eurotiomycetes; Chaetothyriales; Herpotrichiellaceae
Exons: 5
Coding region: 1-1785 (594 amino acids)
Biological process (GO): lactate catabolic process
Cellular component (GO): mitochondrion
Molecular function (GO): FAD binding; D-lactate dehydrogenase (NAD+) activity; D-lactate dehydrogenase (cytochrome) activity
Source: RefSeq, a predicted model, not a curated record